AUGACCAGUGACACGAUGCAGCUUUGUGAUGACAUGAAUGUUGCGGAUCGUGUGGACCAGAUCAUGAGCCUUGAGCCUGUCAUUGACAAGACUGCGCAGACUGUCUCUCUGCAAGACUCUUUCACUGACUUGUGUAGUGUGGCACAUGGGACGAACCUGGCAGCUGCUUGUUCAGCCUUACGCAAUACGAACGGGCAGUUAGUUCCUGUCAGUGUACUUGGGCAACUGCGGGCUUCCGGGGCAACGCCAGAGCAGUAUCUUGGGCAUGCGUUUUGGCUUAUUGUCGGUGGACAACCCUGGGCUGCUGGCAGUGUGGCUGUGUGCGUUGGUGCUCUGGCCAUGCAUCUUUGCGGUGAUCUGGCUGCAUGUUUCUGUGGUCUGGCUGCUUGUGCAUGCCUUGGCCUAGUGCGAAACCCACUCAGGGAUGUGGUCUUCGCAGCAGAUGUCUUACACUUUGGGGUAAAGGCCCUUGAAACAGCCGAGCGCUACUCUCACUCAGAGGCAGGAAUGAUAUUCAAACUCGACAGUUCACGAUCGGUCCGUAGGUCCGAGGCAUCAUUAAUUCCUGCCAUCCUGAUUGGGGAGCUUGUGGACCCUCGAGGUAAAGGUGCAGCACUGAACAAGCAGUUUCAGAAUCCGACAGACGAGACUGUAAAAUCCAUUCCAGUCGGGAACCCGCUGUACGGGAAAACAGUUGAGGAGAUCAAGGAAGAAUUUGCGGACCAGGUCAUUGGGGAGCGACUCAAAAUUCGUGGAAUCUUUGUAGCUCACCCAACGAACGCUGAACAAGAUCCAAGUCUGCUGGAAUUGGUGAAGGAGUUGGUUCGAAGGAUCGCCUUGGAGCAGAGGUGUGACUACUCUGACAUCCAUGUGGGCUUGUUGCGCAAAGAGGUCGCGACGUUUAAGGAGGCGCUUUCAGGGCAUCGAGCGGUGACAAGGAGCGACAUCCAGCUGUAUUUGUUCGGUGGCUAG
Symbiodinium necroappetens is the source of this 972-nucleotide messenger RNA. The record is from the annotation of a GenBank genome assembly. Lineage: Eukaryota; Dinophyceae; Suessiales; Symbiodiniaceae.